Eublepharis macularius is the source of this 954-nucleotide messenger RNA. Its product is annotated as olfactory receptor 14I1-like. The transcript has a single exon. Gene Ontology annotation, cellular component: membrane. Gene Ontology annotation, biological process: G protein-coupled receptor signaling pathway. The coding region runs from base 1 to 954 and encodes 317 amino acids. Gene Ontology annotation, molecular function: G protein-coupled receptor activity; odorant binding; olfactory receptor activity. Lineage: Eukaryota; Metazoa; Chordata; Lepidosauria; Squamata; Eublepharidae. The record is from RefSeq and is a predicted model, not a curated record.
AUGCCUAACGUUACCACCACAUCUGCUUUUCUGCUCCUGGAAUUUACAGAGGUCCAUGACCUACAGAUUUUAUACUUCUUUGCAUUCCUAGGAUUGUACUUGAUAGCCGUGGCCAACAAUCUUCUCAUCACUAUUUUGGUAACGACUGACCAUCACCUGCACACGCCUAUGUACUUUUUCUUGAUGAACUUAGCUAUUCUGGACAUUGGUUCCAUUUCUGUCAUGGUACCCAAAGCGAUGGCUAAUUCCCUCAUGAACAGCAGGUCAAUCUCUUAUCCUGGAUGUGUGGCUCAGGUUUUCUUUUUCUUUCUCUUUGCAACGGCAGAUCUUGCCUUGCUCACAAUAAUGGCACACGAUCGAUACAUUGCUAUCUGCAAUCCAUUACAAUAUGAGACAAUUAUGCACAAAGGAGCCUGCAUUCAAAUGGCAGUCAGUGCAUGGGUUAGUGGUAUUCUUAAUGCUACACUACACACUGGAGGUACUUUUAUAAUCACCUUCUGCUCCAAUGUGGUCAAUCAAUUUUUCUGUGAAAUUCCCCAGUUACUGAAGCUUGCCUGCUCUGACUUGUACUUGAUUGAAGUUGGCCUUCUUGUGCUUAACUGUAGCACUGUGCUAGGAUGCUUCACCUUCAUCACUGUGACCUACAUGAAGAUUUUUGCGACAGUGCUCAGAAUUCCAUCUGUGCAGGGACAGAAGAAAGCCCUCUCCACCUGUCUUCCCCACCUCACUGUGGUAUCUCUGCUUGUAUUCAGUGGGAUUUUUGCCUAUAUAAGGCCUCCCUCUAAUACUUCUUCUAAUCUAGAUUUAGUUUUUGCUGUGAUAUACACUAUAAUCUCCCCAUUGCUCAAUCCAUUAAUCUAUAGCAUGAGAAACAAAGAGAUCAAGACUGCAUUAUUGAAGCUGUUCCAUUUGGGACAUUUCUCUAAAAUCAUCUCAAGCACACUCGUUCUAUGA